AUGGCAGACAGCAAGUAUGGCAGAUCGUCGGAGCUCCGCGCAAGCGGAGGAGGCCGCGGAAGAGGAGACAUGAGUAAUGCGUCUUCCUCGAACCACCGCCCAACCUCUGGAGGAAGCGGAGGGACCGAUCGCAUCGCACCCAGCAGCGAAGUCAAGAUAGGCAGACGACGCAACCACCGUCAAGCUCACGACGUCACGACAGCCCUCCAAGAAGGAAUGACAAUUCACCUCGUAGGAACCCCAUUCCACGAAGAAACGCUAGCCCCCCACGAAGAAAUACCAGUCCUUCAAGACGACACACUAGUCCUUCACGCAGGAACCCUAGUCCAUCAUCCAGACGAAACUCUAGUCCAUCUAGACGAAUCUCUCCGUGGUCCCAGCGAGACCAUUCCCCUCGGCCUCGCGACAAGCGUUCUUCGCCACAGCAUCGUCGAAGUCCACCGCGUGAAAGGCAUACGUCGAGCCCCCCACCACGUCCAAAGAUCCAACCUGUGA
Messenger RNA from Aphanomyces astaci, 495 nucleotides. RefSeq lists its product as hypothetical. Lineage: Eukaryota; Oomycota; Saprolegniomycetes; Saprolegniales; Verrucalvaceae. The coding region runs from base 1 to 495 and encodes 164 amino acids. The record is from RefSeq and is a predicted model, not a curated record. The transcript has 2 exons.